AAUUUCAACAGUAAUCUACCAGCAGUGGGAUCGGAUGAUGAUCGGCAUCUCUUUAAAGGUCAAGCAAGGUCAAUAUGGAUGCAGCCAUUUCUGGUGCACGGAGACCGGAGUAACGGAGGAGAGAAAGAUGGUAUAAUCUAGAAUGCAAGUUGCUGCAUUUGAUCUCAUCCAUCGGACAUUCUCAAGGGAAAGCUGUUCUGAGAUCCAUAUAUGUCUGGUAUUUGUUUCGAUGUGAACAUUUAGUAGGAUUGGAAAAUUUCACUCGCAAUUAGGGAACGUUACGUCCAUGUCGCCAUUGUUGAUGUUCAACGGUAUACCAGGGUACAACAGCUAGCUGGAUUCACUGAAGCGCGCGUACAACACACGAAAGUCCAAUUACUACCGUAUACAGUGCAGUGUAGUUGAUGGAGGCGCCUCUGGACUGUAUGCAAUGAUGCGAUGUAUUGAAAACAGUCGAGAGUGAUUGAGCUCUGAGAAUUUAAAUACAGCCGAAUUGUAUUUUUUCUACAAGGCAAAAUGUCAACAAAAGUAGAGCAGUUUGCUGCAAAGAUUCGCAAUGUAAAGGAUUAUCAGAACCGAAUCCUGUAUAAUAUAGCACCCCUUCCUACUGGCAUAGAUAUAUCAAACACUCUUAAGUAUUUCAUUCAUACACUGAGAAAUAUACUCAAAGAAGGCCCAGGAGAUGUGGACAUUCUUGUAGAUGAACCCAAAUUUGGAACAGCAAGAAAGCGAGUGAAUCUUCGCAUCCCUCACUACCCAAGCCUAGACUAUCUUGGUUUGUAUGAGACUCUGGUUGGACUGGUUGAUAUCGUACCAUUGGUGCAGUAUGGACAAUUUGCUUUUGGUCAAGCAAUCUUACAAUUGUUUGGAUGUAUUCUAUGGUUCUUGGAACCUGAAACUAUUGACACCAUCCCUCAUACAGUGGCAUCUACAUUGGCAGUAUUCCAAUCAUCACUGCAGAAAGAGACAGUAGACCUUCUAUGUACUACAUUACUUCCAAUAUGUCUCACUGAAGUGAUGGGCUGGGAAGGUGAGACCUAUGCCACAAUGUCUAUGUCUGCUGUCAUCAUGCUUGUCUUACAACACUGUAAAAACAAAGCUCACCAUGCGUUGCUGGUUGAAUGCAUUAUGACAUACAAGCCUGAAGUGUUUAAGGACAUUUUGUGUACUAUUGCCUUUGGACCGUCGACAGCUAGAGGUGCAGCUGCUAAUCUUCUCUUCCAUUACUGGCCAGCAUUGGUCCCUUCUAGUAUGGAUAAUAGGGAGUUUACCUACGCAUGUUGGAAGCCAAUCCUGUGUCAAAGAUCUAACUGUUUGACACCAGUCAACAAUGCUGCUGUAAAGAUGUGUAUGGAUCCAUCCAUAUCAGGUAAACAUAGCAAGCAGCCGCCUCCCCUCUAUCUCUGCUCUGUCUGCAGUGAGUACGUCAGCAGAGAACUUACUAAGCCAAUGCAGAAUGUACUUACACCCCUGGAAAAUGUAUCCAGAACUUGUGAAAACAAGAACUGUGCUUCACAUGACAAGACUGCCCUCUAUACCUGCUUUGCAUCAGAAUGUACAGGGCAGCAUGGGAAUAAACCAGUAUGCUACUGCUUAUGUUGUCAUCAUGCUAUACAUCCUAGGGAUAGUGAACAUGUCAUACAGGAGUUCCCUCAUGAUCCAUGGUCAUGUGAUAAAGAAACACAGAUUGUACUGGUGGAAGCAAUUAUCAGUCUUUUGAAGGAAGCCCAUGUGAUAGAGAAAGAUCCUUUGAUGGCUGCUGCUGAGGUCGAUGAACCCGAGUCUGCUGAUGAAUUCUCACAGGCUCCUCGUGAGAAUGAUAUGUCUGAACUAGAAUCUACUGAGGAAGACUCUCGUUUGUUGAGUCGCUAUGGCUUGUGGCUUCUAAUAGAGAAAUGUACACCGAAUGAUAGAACACCUUGUGAGAUUGUUGGUAGAUUACUGAGUAUGCUGUUCCAAUGGUAUGGCUUUACAGCAACCCUUACACAGGAGAGUAUUGUGUUGGAAGGCUUGAAGAAAGAUUAUGUAACCAAUUGGCUACUGAAGCUACUCAACACCAAUUUCAGUGUGUUUGUAUCCUGUUUGAUGCCAACCCCAGCAGAUUAUGCUAAAGUAGGAGGUCAUUGGGACACCUUAUGCAGUCGGAUUACAGAACUCCAUGAUGGACUGAAGAACGUCUUUGCUCUUACACCGUACAACACAAUCACCUUUGAGGUAUGGGAUCACAUCAUGCCAGCUUGGAUGGAAUCUAUCUCUCAAGAGAUCACAGAAGAAGACCUGCCACAGCUUCAGGAUAUCCUCUGCAAGCUCUUUGACAUUGACAUGUGUCCCUUGCCAUUCUCAUCUGAUAAGAUGUUUCAUUUCAUUGCCAUCAAGUUCAAGUCUUCACAGGCCAAGGAACAGGAGAAAGCAUUGCUUUGGCUUCAGGUACUCUCUGAGAUGGACAUUGUCAUUCCCAUCAAGCUUCUGCUAUCAAUCUUCAAUGAAGGCCUAGCCUCUAUCAUGGACAUCCAACGUGCUAAGGUAGCCAUGUUUACCAACAAACAAUCCCUCUCACCAGACAGUGCUGCUACCGUGGUAGUAGGACCAAACUUAGGAUCAUCCAAGGAUAGUAGUAAGGUCAAGGAGAAAGAGGAAAGUGGAAGACCAACACAAGUCAUCAAGUUCUUCUCAGAUACCUUGAUGCCAUCGUCUCCUAUUACUAUGAACAAAGGAAAUGGAGUCAUGAAGAUUACAGAACCAUUCAAGCCACCUGAUGCUCUGAAACCUACAGAGAUACCCAAACCCAAUGAGACUCCCAAGAAAGUUGAGCCAUUGAAGCCCAGUGUCCUUAGCACCCCAAAGACCCUACCCCUAGAGCUGCCCACCAAUGGGGGAGGGGGUACUCUACCAGCAGAACCUCCACACGUGACAAUUGAUCCUUCUCCUUUGAGUCCUGAUCAAGAUGAGAAGGCUAAGAUGGAACAGACAGAGGAAGAGGUGCUACGAUGUUUCGUGCUGAUGCUGGAUCUGCUGAUUAUGCAGAGUGAUCUCCAGUACCUACCAUUCCAUCAAGGUCUAGAACAUAGCCAAUCAAAAGACUUUGUAGCUCUGUUAACCACCAUGCUACAAACACCAUGGGUAACAGAGAAUAUGUUUGAAACCAAUUCAGCUGAAGGAAAGGAGAAGAAAGAGGAGAAACAGAAAGCUGCAGAAGCCAAACAUGAAUCAGAUUGCGCCAAUGCUGGGAAGUACAGAAAGAAGUCUAUUGGUCAUAAGUGUACCGCUAAUUAUGAAGCAAUGGGAACCAAUGGUGUUAAGAUGAUGUCAUGUAGUCUAUGUGAGCUCUGGGCACUGUGGUUUCAACUAUCUCUCAAACUCCUUGAACGAAUCGCUCCUGGUGGUGAGACUAAGGUCUGUGACAUGCCUGAUGUGUCGGAGUAUCAGUUUGAGAAGAGUCUGGAGGAAGCCCUUACAAUCUGUAAAACAAAUGAUGUCAAGAGCAAGAAGAACAAGAGUAUAAUGGAUAGAGGGAUGAGCAAACAUAAGAGGAUAACCAAGGGGCUCACUGUCCCUGAGAACAAGACUGAUUCAACAGCCCAGGGUCUAUUAGCUGCUACUGAGGUUAGACAUGAAGUAUUGAAAGCUGAAACAGUUCAAGCCUUCUCAGCUGUAUCUAAUCUUAAAGCAGAGAAAGAGAGAGCAGCUAAGAAACCAGGAGGACUCAAACCACAAAAAGGAGACAAAGGAAAACCUGGUAAGAAAGAUCAAGACAAGUCCACAUGGCAUACAGGACAUGGUGAUUUUACCAUCAAACUAGAAGAGCUUCCAAGAUCACUUCAACUUCUCUUCAUGUUACUCCAGGAGGUAUCCAAGCAUCCAGACCCCAAUGUUCUGCUGAAUCUUUUGAACUGUGUCAAAGUGUUGUGUUUGAAUGCGGAAUGCCUUAGACAAGCUGCUAAGGAUCAAGUAGGAUUCCUGGUCUAUGCACAGGAGAAUUUACUCAUUCCAAGUUUCUGGAACCUGUUGGAAGGAGAGUUAUCUCAUGUUGUUGAGCUCUUAGUGCCUCUGAUCCUCCAUUGUUUUGCCCUUCCUUGUGGAGCUGAUGUGAUGUGGAGAUUGGUUGAUAAUGAGGUGGAAAGUGAAAGCUGGCAGACUAGAUUCAGAGCAGCUGAGAGAGUGACAGUGAUGCUGAGAUGUGUAGAGAAGAAAUCUCUUGGAAACAACACUGUUAUUAUGGGAUCUCUUGCACAUGCCUUCAGUUCAUUGGUGGUUGCUACAGAAGAUAUCUGUCCUGCUGUAUCAGCUAGGGCUAUACUGAUGAUUGAGAGUAUUCCAAUGAAAGUCAUCAAGGUAUUGGUAGGUUGUCUUGAGUUUCAAUGGGACUCAGUCCUUGAGGAUCGUGUCUUGAUUCUAUCCAAGCUACGUCUUCUACAUCAUUACAUGCCAGUAGCUCCUGUACUCUCUUGGGAAUUCUUUAUGAAUCGUCUCGAUACUCUAGCUCUUGAAGCACAGGUGGACAUGGAACAAAACAAGGAGUUUCCAUUCCCUAUGGACACGAGUCGUUCCAGUGCUGGCCUUGGUGACCGAACAGACAUCUUCAUGAACAAGCUGAACCGAGCUCGAUUAGCUCGCUCCCAGUCUGAGCUUUCAGGAACCCUGAAGCCUCGACGUCUGUCUGCGGCCUUCAGUAAACAGGAUAGCAAGGCUAGGAGCAAGUCUAUGCCCACCGGUAUCGGCUUUGCCCGCUUCAAUUUCCCACCGUCUGAUCGAUCAACAUACAGUAGGCCAGCUAACUGCAGAGGAGAUAAUUUUCUGAUUGGAGAUGGGUUGCUGGUUAAUAGCUUAUUCCAUGAUGGUCACCUGAAAGGAAUAAAAGAAGAGCUGAAAGAAGAGAUACCAACCUUCAAUAUUGAUCUGACUAAUGCUGAUAAACAGACUGUACAUAAGCUCAUUACACUCCUCAUGAUAUUCAUGACAGGACCAACCAGUAUGGAUGACGAUCAAGUUUCAGGAAGAGCUAUGAAUACUGUAUUACGUCACCUGACAGUGUUGCUAGGUUACAACCAAGUGAGUAAGACCUUCAACCUUCCACCCCAUCAACUGAGAGAAUCAGCAGUCUUCUAUGCAUUCAUGGCAGGAUUACCAAAGAUGUUGGAUCACAAUGUAAAGGUUGGAAACAUGGUGUUACCUAUGGUAUUGAGUCUCCUACAGUACUGCCCUUCACCACAGAAAUCAUCUCAGGACUCACACCCUCCAGACUACACUCUAUGGUUCCUAGAACCUCACUGCAGACACUCCUGGUUCAUGUCUCUACUCAUUGUACUCUAUAAGUAUUCCAUAGACCAAGCUGAAUUGAAGACCACACUGAAGGCUUUAGUGCGUAUCACUAUGAAUGUAUUAGAAUCACAACGUCAUAUCUGUAAACCAAAGAGACCAGAGCCACCGCAACCAGAGGAUAUCUGGGGUGCUACCAUGCCCAACAAAAACAAAUCAGAGUCAAGCCUUCCUCGUGAGGAUGAUAUCAGUGAGGAACUUGGUUCCAUCUCAUCAGUUGGUCCCAACACCCCUCUCCUUACCUCCACCACUACCACCACCACUGCUAUCAAGACCACUGAACCAAGCAGCCCACCAGGUGACACGCCCUCCUCUCCUACCCCUAGGGUGGAGUUUAUUACCCCUGGUCAAGUUAUUACUACUAUUAGUAGUGGAGGUGGAGGUGGUAGAGGAACAGGUGGUGGGGUGGCUGUUCCUAAGGAGGAUCCACGUGUACCCCAGCAUCAGGAACUGGAGCUAGAGCCUGAGAUGCUCUUUGUGUCAGAAGAUGAGGUUAUUAAUCUACCUGUCAACUCUUCAAGCAGGAACUUUGUUGCAUCUACUAUUCUUGAGGUUGAAGAAGAAGAAGAGCCUGAACCAGAGCUUGAGGUAGUUGAAGACUUUGAAAUGAUUCAACCUCUUCAGACCUUAGAUUCAGUGGUUGAACCUAUCAAAGCUACUGCUACAUUCGUAGCUGAGGAACCAAUGAAAGCUACUCCUACCUUUGUAGCAGAGCAACCUGAGACUGUUACACAUACAGCAGCUCAGUUUGUGACUGAAUUAGAGACAGCUACUGUGCAGAGCCUGACUGUUGAACCUCAGGUCAUCCAAGCUGCUACUGUCCAGACAGCUACCGUAGCAGAGACCAAACCUAAGACAAUCCAACCUAAGUUCCGUACCAAGAAACGUCGUAAGAUGGGCGUGGCCACCAUCAUGUCAUCAUCCAAUCAGAGCAGUGGAGAGAACUCACCAGCAGUAGGAGGGGGUGGGGAUGGGGUACAAUUUGAUCUUCCAGUAGAUUCCCCUGGUGGAAGAGGAAAAGGAGGAGAUAAGAAUAAGAAAAGAUCUCAGAAACUUAAAGAACAAGCCCAGAAGUCACCAGAGAAGCGAAGCAGUGUCUACUCAGCUGUCAGACGAUAUCAUGAAGAUAAAAACUUUAUGGCUCUUACCAAGUGUACUGAUUGUGGUGCUUUACUGGAGGAGUAUGAUGAUGAUACAAUCUCAUUGGCUAUAGUAGUCCUAUCAACAUUUGUACACCGUGAUCCUGAAUUAGCUGCACCUCUCCUACUUGAGAUGCUACAAGUUGUAGGCCGAGUUGCCUCAGCUACUUUCUAUCCUUGGCAGAGUGAAAGUAUUGGUUGCCCACCUGGACACUGUUGUACUGUGGCUAAACAGUUCUUACGUUGUACCCUUCAUCAACUAGCACCUAACGGGGUAUUCCCUCAACUCUUCCUCAGCAAGAUAGAAGAUCAAACCUUCUUACCUACGAUGGCGUCAUCUCUUCAAGAUUUCAAUGAACUCAACCCAACAGAUGCUAUCAUUCAUCUGCUUGAGGGACUGAAUGAUAGACGUAACCUACCACCGCUACGUACCAUGUUAGUAUUAAUGAACAUGGCAAACUACAUGGAUUCAUUACCCAUUGAAGGUUCUACAGCUUGGGGUAAUCUGGUACCCCUCUUUGAUACCUUCUUCAGGAAACUACUUACAUCAAUGCCAGAAAAUUGUGAUGUUAAUGAUCUGUUCCGAAUCUUUGAGGUCCUUCUGCGUAGUCCAGCCACAAAGAGUCUACCCACCUUGUUGGACCCUAUGGGCAAACUGAUUAGCUUUGCCAUAGUGAGAGCUCGGUUUAAGCUCACUCAUCUAUUAGAGAUCUGUACCCUCUGUAAUCGGAUCUUUGCAAAGGAGAGGGAGAAGCAGUCAUUUGCACGGGUAGUGACUCUAGAACUGGUCCAGGCUCUGAAGUUUAAGACCAAUCUCCCUGAUAUCAACCUGAUUCAAUUAGUUCAAUUUGUUGUGAUGGAUGCAGGAGGGAAGAUGAGUGACUUUGGUCAUAUGGAGGCUGAUAUAGAGGUGGAGAUGGCUAUGAACUCAACUGGAGCCACAGACUGCAUGAGACAAUACAUCAGUGAUGCUACCGAAUACAUAGGAGAUCUUCAUACACUCACUAAAGUAAAGAAUAAUCUUCGAGGAGGAUCACAGAAUUUGAAUGAGGAUACAUUGGGUAGUCAACUGAAAGCUGGAGUAGCUCAGAUAGUUGCUUUAGAGUUCACCAAAGCUAACGGUCGGGAAGGACCAAAGGCUAUACAAAGAUAUCUACCAUGGCUCUAUCAUCCACCAUCCGCUGUUCAACAAGGACCCAAGGAAUUCAUAGACUGCAUUGCCCAUGUCCGUCUGUUGUCUUGGUUAUUACUUGGUUCUUUGACCCAUGCAGCCCUCUGCCCACCAUCCUUCACUAACAGUGGUUUGAUCAGUCAGCCUAUACCAUUAGAUGCUGGUAACCAUAUUGCUGAUCAUAUACAGGUUAUAUUAGCAGGGUUUGCUGAGCAGUCUAAGGCUUCAGUUCUUCAUAUGUCAUCUUUAUUCCAUGCAUUCAUCCUAUGUCAGCUUUGGACAAUGUAUUGUGAGCAGAUGGCAUGUAUGAAUACUCCAAACUCAGAUGCUCAUACAUCAGCUACAUUCAGUAUCAUGGAUUUCUGGAGUAGAGUAACUCCUGGUGUACUACAGCUUCUAUCACACUCUAAAGUGUUGGCUGAUAUGGUAAACCUUCACUUCUUAAGCUUGAUGGAAGCUCUCCAAGAAUGCAACUCUUCUGUUUUAGCCAAGCUUUUCCCUAUGUGGGCUCCAAUCUUGUUUAGCUAUCCUUCCAAGCUCCCUGGAAGCCUACAGGUGAGACUGCAGAAUUGUGAGAACUUUCCACCUCCAAGUCUGAUGAAAGGGGAGGUAACAUCGUACCAUUCUACCACACUACUCAAAUGGCUCAAGAGAUUGCAAUUCAAAAUGGGACAGAUUGAGAUCCAAUCUUCUGCAGCCACUCAAUUUUAUACAGUAUAGGCAGCUUGUCAGAGAAAUGUUACCAAUUUUGGGGGCAGAGAUUAAAGAAAUUUACGGCCCAAAUAAGACAGAUUGUGAUCUGAUCUUCAGCUGCUGCUCAGUUCUACACUGUUUAGGUAUCUAGAUUGAGAAGAUAUUAAAGUCGGUUCAAAAUAUGCUUACUGAUAUUUUGUAUAUAGCACAUUUUAUUUGCAGAUUAGAUGAUUUAUAUGCCAUUUUCAACAUGUCAGUGACUUUUACUUGGGCGUAAUACAAAUGGAACAUAUGAAUUUAUAUGUCUAAUGAUGAUCGCACUGU
Molecule: messenger RNA, 8643 nt
Organism: Lytechinus variegatus (green sea urchin)
Lineage: Eukaryota; Metazoa; Echinodermata; Echinoidea; Temnopleuroida; Toxopneustidae
Gene: unc79
Product: protein unc-79 homolog
Exons: 52
Coding region: 517-8346 (2609 amino acids)
Molecular function (GO): protein binding
Source: RefSeq, a predicted model, not a curated record